Molecule: messenger RNA, 2298 nt
Organism: Zingiber officinale
Lineage: Eukaryota; Viridiplantae; Streptophyta; Magnoliopsida; Zingiberales; Zingiberaceae
Product: phosphoglucan phosphatase LSF1, chloroplastic-like
Exons: 10
Coding region: 88-1758 (556 amino acids)
Biological process (GO): starch catabolic process; protein dephosphorylation
Cellular component (GO): chloroplast; starch grain
Molecular function (GO): carbohydrate phosphatase activity; protein binding; protein tyrosine/serine/threonine phosphatase activity
Source: RefSeq, a predicted model, not a curated record
UGACCGUCGAGGCUAUCGUCUCCACCAUCACCACUCCCUUCUCCUCCUCGGCUCCCUCCUCCGCCGUCUCCUCCUCGUCGCCUACCCAUGGCGCUCCUCUGCCAGCUACCUCACUCCUCCUUAUGCUCCUCUUCCCUCGGCGGGAGCAGGAGCGAUCGCUCGUCCUCGAUUCGAGGUUCUGGCUGGCUCGUCCGACUCCCCAAGUGCUCUCCCCACGCGAGGAAGGCGAUCGCGAGGAAAAAUCUUAUUAGGAUCUCGGCAAUGUCUAAUGAGACUCCGUAUAAGAUGAAUCUUAACGAGUACAUGGUCACUCUGGAUAGGCCGUUGGGCAUCCGUUUCGCGCUCUCCACGGAUGGAAGGAUCUUCGUCCACUCGCUCAUAAAAGGGGGUAAUGCAGAAAAAUCACGAAUAGUAAUGGUUGGUGACGCAUUGAAGAAGGCAAAUGACGCGCAAGGUGGUGGAUUCACUGAAAUAAAGGACUUCAAGGAUGCAGAGAUGAUGCUCAAGACCAAUAAAGGAUCUUUUAGUCUUGUACUUGAAAGACCAUUUUCUCCUUACCCAAUUCAACAUCUUCACCCAAGUGAUGUUUACCAUGCCUUGUUUAACAAAGGCCAAGUAGCAUUUGCUACUUGGAAUAAAAACGUCUUGGCAAAAGAUCUGUAUUCAGGUUCUGAGGCCAAUGGGAAAUCUGGCUUUGCCAUAUUCUCAGCAAAGUUUCUACAAUCAGAAGGAUGGAUGCUUUUAUCCAGUCAGGGAUCUGUUAAUUCCCUAUUGCAGAGCAAUAGCCACCCUUUAGCUAAACAUGCCCAUGAACUUAUAAGUACUCUUUCUGAGGAAGAGCAGGGAGAAUGGGCCUACGGUAGUUUUCCUCUCGAGGAAUAUAUCAAAGCACUUGAUCGAGCAAAAGGCGAGUUGUAUUAUAACCAUUCACUUGGCAUGCAGUUUAGCAGGAUUACAGAUAGUAUAUACGUUGGUUCAUGCAUACAAACAGAAAAGGAUGUGCAGGCACUGGCAAAAAUUGGCAUCACUGCUGUUCUAAAUUUCCAAAGUGACAUUGAGCGUGCUAAUUGGGGAAUCAAUUCAGCAUCCAUCAAUGACUUCUGUCGUCAAAACAACAUAUUAAUGGUUAACUAUCCUAUAAGAGAAGUGGACUCUCUAGACCUGAGAAAGAAACUUCCAUUCUGCGUAGGUCUUUUACUAAGACUUCUGAGGAAAAACUUCCGAAUAUUUGUUACAUGUACGACAGGAUUUGACAGAUCACCAGCCUGUGUGAUUGCCUAUUUACACUGGAUUCAAGAUACUGCUCUCCAUGCUGCACAUAACUUUGUCACCGGAUUGCACCCAUGUAGACCUGAUAGAGCAGCAAUUGUUUGGGCCACUUGGGAUCUUAUUGCAAUGGUAGAAAAUGGAAAUCAAGGAGGACCUCCCACACAUGCUGUCAAUUUUGUAUGGAGCAAUGGGUGUGGUGAGGGUGAUGAGGUGUGCUUGGUUGGGGACUUCACUAACAAUUGGAAAGAUAAUAUUAAGGCUGUUUACAAGGGUGGAUCAAAAUUUGAAGUUGAACAUAGACUUCGACAUGGAAAAUAUCAUUAUAAGUUCAUUGUUAAUGGACAAUGGAGACACUCAACAGCAUUGCCUGUCGAAUCUGAUGAACGUGGGAAUGUUAACAAUGUCAUCAGGGUUGGCGACGUAGCUAGGAUCAGACCUUCUCCUUUGCACCUACAGAUCAAGAUUCAGUUCCUUGUUGCAAGGGGUUAAGCACUUUUGUAGCUCCAUUCAUCUAUGCUAAAGCUAAUCAAAACAGAAAUCGGAAUACUUCCUCAGCUACUUCUUCAUGUCGUCGAUGAUAAAAUUUGCAGGAUCGGACAACCGUUAAGGUAAUUGAAAGAUCGUUGACAGAGGACGAGCGGUUCAUGCUGGCAUUUGCAGCAAGGCGCAUUGCAUUCUCCAUUUGCCCUAUUACACUUGCUCCCAAGUAAAUACACGACUCUUCAUGGUUAUAUAUAUAAAGAACACCAAGUUUUAAAGGAUUGUUUACUGCUUGUUCCACCAAUAAAUACGGUAGGCUUCUGGCCUUCCUUUUCCUUAAAAGGAUAUAGCUAGAGUGUAUGCUUCAUAACUUUUCCCUUUUUAUCAUACUCGCAAAUGCCCAAACAGGGUCAAUAUGGUGAACUCUUUUUUGAAUGGCCAAGUCAAUUUGAUUGAUCCUAUUAACUUGAUUCAAUUGUAUAGAUUAUUUAACCUGGGCAGCCAACUGAUAUGACUAAAUUUGAUAGUCAAGUGAUUCAUAUUUUUUUA